Myotis lucifugus (little brown bat) is the source of this 3266-nucleotide messenger RNA. RefSeq names its product interleukin 1 receptor associated kinase 1 (gene IRAK1). The record is from RefSeq and is a predicted model, not a curated record. Gene Ontology annotation, cellular component: nucleus; cytoplasm; plasma membrane. The transcript has 14 exons. Gene Ontology annotation, biological process: interleukin-1-mediated signaling pathway; intracellular signal transduction; protein phosphorylation. Lineage: Eukaryota; Metazoa; Chordata; Mammalia; Chiroptera; Vespertilionidae. Bases 55 to 2220 code for a protein of 721 amino acids. Gene Ontology annotation, molecular function: ATP binding; protein kinase activity; protein binding.
CGGCCGGCCGAGGCCCCAAGAGGCCCCGGCCUGGCGACGGCGGCGGCGGCGGCCAUGGCUGGGGGCCCGGGUCCGGGGGACCCCGCGGCCCCCGGCGCCCAACACUUCUUGUACGAGGUGCCAUCCUGGGUCAUGUGCCGCUUCUACAAAGUGAUGGACGCCCUGGAGCCCAGCGACUGGUGCCAGUUUGCCGCCCUGAUUGUGCGUGACCAGACCGAACUCCGGCUGUGCGAACGCUCCGAGCAGCGCACUGCCAGCGUCCUGUGGCCCUGGAUCAACCGAAACGCCCGCGUGGCCGACCUCGUGCACAUCCUCACGCACUUGCAGCUGCUCCGUGCGAGGGACAUCAUCACGGCCUGGCACCCUCCCGCCCCCCUCCCACCCUCCAGCGCCAAGGCCCCAAGGACCUGCUCCAUCCCUGCACCCUCUGAGGCCAAGGCCCCCAGCCCCCUGAAGUUACCGUCCUCAGUUUCAACUGCACUCUCCCCAGCUUUUCCAGGCUUCCAGACCCAUUCUGGGCCUGAGUGUGGCCCUGUCCCAAGCCCUGCUGCCCUCCAGCCACCGCCACAGUCUCUAGACUCUUCUUCUACCAAGCAGAGGCCAGAGAACCCCGUGUCCUUCCUGCAAGGGAACCACCCCUCUCCAUUCUGCUGGCCCCUCCAUGAGAUUUCCCAGGGCACCCAGAACUUCUCAGAGGAGCUGAAGAUCGGGGAGGGCGGCUUCGGAUGUGUGUACCGGGCUGUACUGAGGAACACGGUGUACGCUGUGAAGAAGCUGAAGGAGGAGGCCGACCUGGAGUGGACCACUGUGAAGCAGAGCUUCCUGACCGAAGUGGAGCAGCUGUCACGGUUUCGUCACCCAAACAUCGUGGACUUUGCUGGCUAUUGUGCUCAGAGUGGCUACUACUGCCUUGUCUACGGCUUCCUGCCCAACGGCUCCCUGGAAGACCGCCUCCACUUCCAGACCCAGGCCUGCUCCCCUCUCUCCUGGCCUCAGCGCCUGAACAUCCUUCUGGGCACAGCACGGGCUAUUCAGUUUUUACAUCAAGACAGCCCCAGCCUCAUCCAUGGAGAUGUCAAGAGUUCCAACGUCCUUCUGGAUGAUAGACUGAUGCCCAAACUGGGAGACUUUGGCCUGGCCCGUCUCAGCCGUUUUGCAGCAGCCAACCCUGGUCAGAGCAGCACCGUGGCCCGGACGCAGACGGUGCGCGGCACCCUGGCCUACCUGCCCGAGGAAUACAUCAAGACAGGGAGGCUGGCCGUGGACACCGAUACCUUCAGCUUCGGCGUGGUAGUUCUGGAAACCCUGGCUGGCCAGAGGGCUGUGAAGAUGCAUGGUGCCAAGACCAAGUACUUGAAAGACCUGGUUAAAGAGGAAGCUGAGGAUGCCGGGGUGGCCCUGAAAAGCACCCAGACCACACUCCAAGCGGGUCUAGCCUCAGAUGCCUGGGCUGCCCCAAUCGCCUCCCAGAUCUACAAGAAGCACCUGGACCCCAGGCCUGGGCCCUGCCCACCCGAGCUAGGCCUGGCCCUGGGCCAGCUGGCCUGCUGCUGCCUGCACCGCCGGGCUAAGAGGAGACCCCCCAUGACCCAGGUAUACGAGAGGUUGGAGAAGCUUCAGGCCACAGUGGCAGGGCCGCCCCUGGAGGCAGAGGCUGCCGGCCGCAACCCCCAUUCCCCACAGGAAAACUCCUACAUGUCCACCACCAGCAAUGCCAGUCCCUGGCAGCCCCUGGCAGUGCCCUCAGGAACCCCGGCCCCGGCGACAGAGCGGCUCCAGAAAGGCCCCAACCAGCCCGUGGAGAGUGACGAGAGUGUGUCUGGCGUGUCUGCCACCCUGCAUUCCUGGCACCUGACCGCAGGCUGCCCCCCGGGCCCAGCCCUGCCAGACAGCCCUGCACAGGGGGCCGCCACGUGGACCCCUGCACCCCUCGGGCAGGCCAGCUGUACUCAAGCGAGUGCCGCCCGAGAGUCAUGGGGGAGCAGCCCAGAGCCCUGGCCCACGGCUGUGGAAGGAUCACUCCUGGGCAGUUCUGCAUCAUCGCAGCCACCGCAGAUUGUCAUCAACCCAGCCCGACAGAAGAUGGUGCAGAAGCUGGCCUUGUAUGAGGACGGGGUCCUAGACAGCCUGCAGCUGCUGUCGUCCAGCUCCCUCCCAGGCUUGGGCCUGGACCACCGAAACAGGCGGGGCCCGGAAGAGAGUGAUGACUUUCAGAGCUGAUCUCUUCACCCAGACAGAUCCCCCAAACCCGGAAGUCAAAGUUCUCAUGGUUGGAAGUUCUCAUAGCACACACAAACCCUCAGAAGCCUGUGGGCAGUAGGGAUGGGGCCCCAGCCUCGCAGGGCAGAGCAGGUGUGGCCCCUGUGCUGUAGGGGUGUGGGCACAGGCCAGACUCAGAGCCACCCGGGCCGGCUGCCGGAAGCCGUCAUAGGGCAGGACAUCUCAAAGGCCUGCCUUCAGCACAGCACUUGGGGGAGAGGAAAGCCACUGUCAUGGGAGGGGUGUGUGGGGGAGGAAUGCAUGUCUGAAGGCUGCUGGCUGCCCAGGCCAGAGGAGAGUGGGUGGGACCACUGGUACAAUGGGAGGCAGCGGGGAGCUGGCUCCCCUGAGGGCUGGGCAAGGCCUAUGCAGCCCAGGCCAACAGCAACAGCCCGUAGCCCUUCCCUUCGUCCUUGGCUGAAGCCCUAUGAGAAAGCGGCCACUCUGGGCCCUCCCAGCUGCUUGUGACGUGGAAAAGUGAGGUGUGGUUACCCUAUGGUUCAGUCCACCAGCUAGAAGUGAGGGUUCUGAGAUACCCCAGAGAGUCCAGCAGCCCACAUCAGGCCAGUGUCUGUAGGCUUCUCCAAGGAGCUGGGAGCAAGCCUAACAUGACUGCCUGCCAGCCAGGCCACCCCUGGAUGCUACGGACAGGCUCCAAACCAAGUCAGCCUCCAGAGGCUGCAGGCUCGGCAUCAGGCCCAGGCUGAUGGUCACAAAGGGGCCACUUCUCAAGGUUCGCUUAGGCCCGAGUCCUGUGUUACCCAGACAGAAGCCCCAAAGCAAGAAGUUGGGAUCAAGACAGAGAAAGAGGAAAAAGAAAACGGGACUCGCAGUUUUAGAAGCAAGUGAAGUUUCAUGAAAAGGAGUGUCGUCAAAAGUAGCCCAGGGCUGUAGCACAGGCUUACAAUGAUUUUGUGUCCACAGUCAUGACACACUACAUGCCCCACAAAGCUAGGCAUCGGUGAAGUCCAAGUUGUACUACAGCAAUAAAAUCUUACGUUUCAAUC